Molecule: messenger RNA, 4056 nt
Organism: Diospyros lotus (date-plum)
Lineage: Eukaryota; Viridiplantae; Streptophyta; Magnoliopsida; Ericales; Ebenaceae
Product: probable LRR receptor-like serine/threonine-protein kinase At1g74360
Exons: 2
Coding region: 457-3798 (1113 amino acids)
Biological process (GO): protein phosphorylation
Cellular component (GO): plasma membrane
Molecular function (GO): protein binding; protein kinase activity; ATP binding
Source: RefSeq, a predicted model, not a curated record
AAUUCCGGUCAACAUGGGCGGCUCUUUCUGCAACUCCCCCAAACACCUCCUUAACUCCCUUCUUUUCUCUUUCUUCUUCUUUUUCUUCUUAAUUUCCUAAACAAACAUCUUCAUAUACAAACUCGGACUUCAACGAUCUCAUCAACCCAUCAGAUUAACUUAAAGCGGCCAAAAUUUUCAACUUAUAUAAUGAAUAUAACCAAAAUUUGUAAAAUAGUUUGGAAUAGGGACAUUUCUUCCCUGUUUGGUUUGGUUUGGUUGCUCUAACUUGAGCCGCGCUCUCAGGCACCCUUCAUUUCUUGCACCCCUUCUGCAACAAGACAGAGAAGAAGAUUACACUCGUUUCAAUUUUAUUUCUUCAUCCCCAUCCGAGUUGGCAAAGAAAGAUCACCCGGUAUUGUUAGGGGGCCGGGGAAGAAAUUAAGCAGAAGAAGAUUAGGCUGAAUUACCAAGACGAUGAUGAUGAUCUUGUCAAGGCACAAACUUGAUGCUCAUGGACUCGCAUUAAUCUAUUCAUUGGUCGUGAUUACAGUUGCAGGCACAAUUGUUGCCGGAGAUUCGCUGGGAUCCGACAAAAAGGUGCUGCUGAGCUUGAAAACCCACCUGGAAGAACAAAACCCCAUGAAUAAUCGAGGAAGAUACUCCCUCUGGAACCAGCAGAAAAACUCGUCAGAGUCCCCCUGUAACUGGCCCGGAAUUUCAUGCUCCGGGGCCCGGGUCACCGCCGUAGACCUCCGCGACAACAACAUCGCCGGCCGGAUGUUCGGAAACUUCUCAGGCCUGACAGCCCUCAGCCGCCUGGACCUCUCCGGGAACACCAUUGAGGGGCCUCUUCCAGCCGACUUAGGCCUAUGCCACAGCCUCAAAGUGCUCAACUUGUCACAUAACAUCAUGGAUGGUGAGCUCAACUUGACCGGCCUCAGAAGCUUGGAGUUUCUUGACCUCUCCACCAACAGAAUAUUCGGCACAAUCCAGUUGAAUUCCCCAGAAAUCUGCAGCAGCUUGGUUGUAGCCAAUUUAUCCACCAACAACUUCACGGGCACCAGUCCUGUCCAUGGCUUCGAUCAGUGUCCCAACUUACAGUCCCUUGACAUAAGUGGCAACAAGUUCGCCGGCAGGAUCUGGCCGGGUUUCACCAGGCUUCAAGAGUUCUCAGGCUCCGAAAAUCUGUUCCAUGGCGAGCUUCCGCCGGAAAUCUUCUCCGCGGAUAAGUACUGCCGCCUACGGGUCUUAGACCUGUCUGAAAAUGCUUUUAACGGGACGGUUCCCGGGGAAAUCUCAAACUGUAAAGAAUUGUUAAUGUUGAAUCUGUGGGGGAACAAUUUCACGGGCCAAAUUCCCGAAGAAAUCGGACGUCUUUCCAGCCUACAAGCCCUCUACUUAGGGAACAACAGCUUUUCAAGAAAUAUUCCAGAGUCUCUGCUUGGCUUGGGAAGCUUAGCCCUUCUGGACUUGAGCAGGAACAAUUUUGGAGGUGAAGUACAAGCAAUUUUCGGACGAUUCACCCAGCUCAAGUUUCUUGUCUUGCACUCCAAUUCAUUCACUUAUGGGUUAAAUUCAUCUGGGAUUUUCAACUUGCAGAACAUCUCUAGAUUGGACCUCAGCCUCAACAACUUCUCCGGCCCACUUCCGGUCGAGAUCUCUCAGAUGAGGGGCUUGCAGGUCUUGCUUCUUGCCCACAAUCAAUUUUCCGGCUAUAUCCCAUCCCAGUACGAAAAUCUGUCAAUGCUCCAAAUCCUUGAUCUCUCUUUCAACAGGCUAAACGGGUCAAUUCCUGCUAGUUUGGGAAACUUGAGCUCGCUGUUGUGGUUGAUGCUGGCCAACAAUGCACUCGCCGGUGAAAUCCCGCCGGAGUUGGGCAACUGUAAGAGCCUGUUAUGGUUAAACCUCGCAAACAAUCAACUUUCCGGGCGUUUUCCAUCCGAGCUCACGAACAUUGGCCUGGAUCCAACGCCGACUUUCCGGGAAAAUCAGCAGGAUGAUUGGGUAUUUGUAGGGUCGAGCGAGUGCCUGGGAAUUAAGAGGUGGAUUCCGGCUGACUACCCUCCCUUCAAUUUUGUCUACACGCUUCUCACGAGGAAGAACUGUAAAAGCAUUUGGGACAGAUUGCUUAAAGGCUAUGGACUAUUCCCACUCUGUAUUAAUGGCUCCAGAACAUUUCGAAUCUCCGGUUACGUUCAGCUCAGUGGUAAUCAAAUCUCCGGCGAGGUCCCCUCGGAGAUUGGGAAUAUGAGAAUCUUCAGCAUGUUGAAUUUGGGAGUCAAUAAGUUCUAUGGCGAGCUUCCCCACGAGAUUGGUGCGAUGCCACUUGUGGUGCUGAAUGUUUCACGGAACAAGUUUUCUGGAGAGAUUCCGUCGGAAAUCGGGGACAUCCAGUGCUUGCAGAACCUUGAUUUGUCCUACAAUAAUUUCUCUGGAGAUUUCCCGGCCAGCCUCCAAAAUCUGAGUGAACUGAACAAUUUCAAUGUCUCCUACAACCCGCACAUCACCGGGGAGAUUCCAGAAACAGGGCAGUUGGCAACGUUCGAGAAAGAGGCUUUUCUUGGCGACCCACUGCUAAAGCUUCCGUCUUUCAUAAAUGGGUCUACAGAUGCGAAUCCAAGAGCCAACAAUAGCGAUUCAAGGCAGCCCACAAAAGUAGCUUCAUUUCUGGUGUUAUUCGCCCUGGCGAUGGCCUUCCUAAUAUGUGGAAUGAUGUCCAUCAUAGUCUGCCAUGUUGUGCAAGGUCCGGCGGACAUGCCGGCGGGAUACUUGCUGGAGGAGGCAAAGGGGGGCCGAUGGGAGUACGGGUCGAGCUCCUCCUCCGGCAUGUCCUCCUCGCCGUGGCUGUCGGACGCGGUUAAGGUCAUCCGCUUGGACAAGAGGGCGUUUACGCACGGCGACAUCUUGAAGGCGACGGGGAACUUUUCCGACGAGCGGAUCAUCGGCCGGGGAGGGUUCGGGACGGUGUACAGAGGCGUGUUGCCGGACGGGAGAGAAGUGGCGGUGAAGAAGCUCCAAAGAGAAGGCAGCGAGGGGGAGAAGGAGUUCCAGGCAGAGAUGGAGGUUCUGAGCGGGAACGGCUUCGGGUGGCCGCAUCCGAACCUGGUGACGCUCUACGGCUGGUGCCUGGACGGAUCGGAGAAGCUACUGGUGUACGAGUACAUGGGGGGAGGCAGCCUGGAGGAUCUCGUGUCGGACCGAAUCCGGCUGACGUGGAGGAGGCGAUUGGACAUAGCGGUGGACGUGGCGCGGGCGUUGGUAUACCUGCACCACGAGUGCUUUCCGGCGGUGGUGCACCGAGAUGUGAAGGCCAGCAACGUGCUGCUGGACAGGGAGGGCAAGGCCCGCGUCACGGACUUUGGGCUGGCGAGGGUUGUAGACGCCGGGGACAGCCACGUCAGCACCAUGGUGGCGGGGACGGUGGGGUACGUGGCGCCCGAGUACGGGCAGACGUGGCAGGCGACGACGAAAGGGGACGUGUACAGCUUCGGGGUGGUGGCGAUGGAGCUGGCGACGGGGAGGAGGGCGGUGAGCGGCGGCAGCGGCGGCGGCGGCGGCGGAGGAGGGGAUCAGGAGGCGGAGUGUCUGGUGGAGUGGGCGAGGAGGGUGAUGGGGAGAAGUAGCAGGCGGCGGAUGGUGCCAGUGGCGGUGCUUAGAGUUGGGUCGUCGGGGGCGGGGGUUGGGGAGGGGGCGGAGGAGAUGUGUGAGUUGCUGAGGGUUGGGAUAAGUUGCACAGCUGAGCUGCCACAAGCCAGGCCUAACAUGAAGGAGGUUCUCGCCAUGUUGAUCAAAAUCAGCAGCACCAUUUCACAUUAAUCAAUCAUUAAUUGUUCAUUAAUUAAUUAUUGUAAAUGUCAUAGAUAACACUCGAGGGCACGAGGAAUAUGGAUCGCACAAGGACGAUUAUCUCAAAAAUAAGAAGAAGAAGAACCACAAACACAGACAUAAACAGAGACAUGUAAUUAAAUCCAACACACAAGAACGCACGGGUCAUAAUGUCAAAUGAUCAUCAUCAUCAUCAUCCCCAUCAUCAUUUGUUGGUUAAUACAUAAUGAAGGAAUUAAGUUUUGAUCA